Pyricularia pennisetigena is the source of this 1479-nucleotide messenger RNA. RefSeq lists its product as uncharacterized. The annotation marks the transcript as partial. The transcript has 3 exons. Lineage: Eukaryota; Fungi; Ascomycota; Sordariomycetes; Magnaporthales; Pyriculariaceae. The record is from RefSeq and is a predicted model, not a curated record.
UUACUUUUGCAAGGCGGAGCAGAUAAGCCCUGUGAAAUAGACAGCUUGCGAACUCAGAUUCAUCUCAAGGUCAGGGCCAAGCUGCAAGGAGAUACCCAAGAAAACACACACCUAGAAUCUACUACUCGAAGCUUGGAUCUACAGCUUGACGAUUGGAUACAGAUAUACUUCCAAAAGAUAAAGCUCAUACAGACAUCCUCUUCCGUUUCGCAGCAAUUGGACAAGGCUGUCAAAGCACGCAAUGACGCCGGUUUUGACUUCAAAAAAUUGCAUCUCAUACACCUCCUUCAAGAUGCUAUCCAACAUUUUACUAUCAAUCAAGACCUUAAUUACAAUUUCUGUUAUGCCUCCCGGAGGCACAACCCUGUACCAAUUACCAUCAAAGAACAUAUAUCCAAGUUCCUUGUUACAAGCCAAGCUUUGAAAGAUACGCAACCUAACGUGUACCUUGAUCAGGCUCUGAUCAUAGCACGCCGGCUGCUCGAAAUGCACAACACACCAUCCGCCCGCACUCAUAUCAAGCUGCUUCAACGUUUCAAGGCUGUCUGGCAAGCAUUUUAUCACAGCUCUAGCUGCUAUGUGUGCUUCUCACAGACGGCAGAUCGAGGCCUUACCUGUGGCCAUAGGUUGUGUAAUCCAUGCGUCAUCCUAAGCGGCUCUGCCGGCUCGUCAAACCCAUGCGGAUAUCAUGUUAAAGAAUGUCCUCUAUGUAAGGAGCCAAACAAAAACUUAACCCCUAUAAGACCACCCACUGCGGGAAACAGGGUGCUUAAACUUUCAGGGCGACGCAAACCCGGCCUUAUAAAAUUCUUUGAAGACAUGCGCCAAAGGACUGCAUAUAUGGCUUAUCACUUUAAACCUCACGAGUUUUUUGACAUUGUCAUUGGCAUCGACACUGUAUCCUGCCCUAUAUACGCCUGUAACGGAAAUAUAGAUAAGGUGCUGCCUUAUUUAAGCACAAAGAAAAGUAGCUCAGAUCUUAUUGUCGAGUAUGACGAAAGCACAAGUCCCCACUUCCUCCAGCCAACAGCAAGUCGUAUGCUCGCAUGCUUAUUUUACGUCGAGCUUGCAUCGAGUCCCGAUCUCUGCCCAGAUUCAAUUUCAGUACAUUUGCGUAUACGGUGCCGAGUACCGCCUGGACCGUCUCUCAUUGCACUGUUGCGGCUGCCGUUGCAAAACGCGCAGCUUCAUUAUUGGGCGGAGACGAAAGAGACCCUCACGUCGCUCUAUAAUAAGAAUGGAGAACAGUGCAAAGAGCCUCUUGCAGUCUCUAAGUCAGUGACACAAUACCAAGAAGGCUUUAUGAAGAACGUAACUAUUAAAGUUGAAUCAUUGGCCUCGGUCCUAUAUAUUGGGAUAAGCACAGCUACUGGAUUGGAAAUGAUUAGCAGAUGCCCUUACAGUCUCGAGAAGCUCAUGCAGGAUCAGGGUUUCUAUUCUGUUUUCGGAAGGAAGGAUCAUGCAAUAUACAGUUUCUGA